AUGGAGAUCACCGAUUACAUCUUCAAGGAGCGUGAGGAGGUGCUCCUUGCCGGAGACUACAAUGCCUACCGGGCGCAUGCCACCCGCAAGCUGCACAAACUCCGCAAGAAGCUGGGACAGGCCACUCCUAAAGGCCGCAAGUACGCUGCUAAGCCAGCUGUAACGGCUGAGAAUGUUGGAAGCAAUGUGUCAUAUGUGCACCUCUUGCUUCUCGGAUCCGAACGAGCUUGGGCGCAAGCCAUGCACGAGAAAUCCACACACUCCGCCGAUCCAUCAUCCAAGGGCAUCUCCGGUGCUGCUAGACGCCAUAUCAUUUCGCGACUACACAAGGCAACCGGUUAUGCGCAACAUCUUGUGAAAUUGCUCCAUGAGCAGUCGGCCACUGGCGCCACCGAUAUUGAUAUCCUCGAAGCCCGGGCUUAUCUGGCUACUGUCUCUGGUGCGCUGUGGCUGGAGAAGCGCAAGUGGGAGCAGUGUCUACAUGACUAUGCCAUUGCGCGCGUUAUUUAUACCGCCCUAGGACAACGGGAAAAGAAGGAUUCUUUCCGCGACCUCCUCACAGGAACCGUCGAUCCCAGUCUGCGCUAUGCGGCUUACCAGAUGAAGCUUCCCCGCUCCAAGCCAACCUCGUCGCUGGCCAUCGAAUUCUUCCCCGCCGAUUCUGAGAUUCGCGCCGAAGUCGAGAAGAUUGACCCGUCCUGCCUCGCCGAAGAGGCCGCCGGAACACGGAGAACCGCCGAGGGUGAGGUGCAGAAGUUACCCGAGUCUGUGACAUGGAGAUCUCGAACCGUCCCGUUGGACGAUGCUUCGAUUUCUCAGGCAUUGGCUGCUGCAUCCGCUGGCGAGGCUGGUCUCAGUGCCUGGCUGGCCAGUGAAGGCAAGUCUGCUAGCGCGAAGGAUCGCGCUGCUGCAUAUGAUAAUGUCAUCAUUGCCAGUCAGGAUGCCGUCGAUGCCACUAAGAGUGCUAUUGAUGACCUGACUAGCGAGGGAGUGGAUCCUGGUGAUAAGAGAAUGCAGGCACUUCAGAUCACUCGGACGGCCGUUAACUACAAUCUUGUCGGAUGGCGGGUUGGUCGUAACCGUGUGCUCUGUGGUGAACAGGACGGCCUGACGUUUGAGGAGGAAUCAAUUGCUCAAGGUGGAAAGGUCAUCAAGCACGGUGCGGGUAAUGGAAAGAAGCUUAACAAGCUCCGUGAGCGCGUGGUGCUGUAUGACUCGACCCUGCAGAGCCUGGACUUUAUCCUGGAGCUGCCAGGUGUUGCUGCCGAUACGGCAUUUGUGCAAGAUCUUGAGGCGAAACGGCGCUACUUCCGCGCGCUUCGAUGCCUCGCUCUGGGUCGCUCCCACGGCGUUCUUGGCAAGCCCACCGAGGCACUUGCCCUUUUCGCUCAGGCAUUCGAUCUCGCCAGCACCGCCACUCCGCAGACCUCCGACAGCUCCGAGGGCCCGCCUCAGCUCGAUGUCUCUCGAGCCCAGGCCAACAACCUGGCCUCUACUCUUCGUGGACUUGUUGCCCAGUACCGUGGACUCGUGACUCUGGAGCGCUUGGAGGCCCAGUCUGGUUCCAGCCAGCAGCGCCCGUUGGUCGAGCGCCUACACCAGUUCAGUGCCGGUACCGACCUCAGCAACCUGGUACCCUACCCGCCUCAGAUGGAGCCUGUGCCCGUGAAGCCGCUCUUCCUCGACGUGGCAUGGAACUACAUCGACUACCCCCGCCCUGGGCAAGCACCAGUGCAGACUCCAGAGCCGGUUCCAUCCCCAGCGCCCGAAGAGAAGAAGCGCGGAUGGUUCGGGUUUGGCGGUCGGUGA
Penicillium cataractarum is the source of this 1809-nucleotide messenger RNA. RefSeq names its product signal recognition particle subunit SRP68. Lineage: Eukaryota; Fungi; Ascomycota; Eurotiomycetes; Eurotiales; Aspergillaceae. The record is from RefSeq and is a predicted model, not a curated record. Gene Ontology annotation, molecular function: 7S RNA binding; signal recognition particle binding; endoplasmic reticulum signal sequence receptor activity. Bases 1 to 1809 code for a protein of 602 amino acids. Gene Ontology annotation, biological process: SRP-dependent cotranslational protein targeting to membrane. The transcript is spliced from 3 exons. Gene Ontology annotation, cellular component: signal recognition particle, endoplasmic reticulum targeting.